AUGAUUCAACUCGCAAGAUUUGAAAUAUUUCAAAAGAAAGAGGCAGUUGAGAAAUUCAAGCCAUUGAUCGAUCAUCUCACCAGUUGUGACCAUACUAUAUUUUUGAAUGAACUAUCCAAAAUCUGUGAAUGGGAUAGAAUUAGAGAUGACCUUUAUGUAUGGAUCCCUGUUUUAAAUAGAAUCGAUGAAACUUUAACUUCUAUCAUUGAUAAAUAUGGUUAUAAGACUACAGAUUUCAAGAAAAAGGCUGUUAAAUUGACAUGCAUGGAACCCGAUGACAUUGCUAUAUGUGUAACAAUGAUGGAAUUUACCUGCCGUCUCUUAUAUAACACAGAAAAUCGAUUUAUUUACUCGUCUAUGGAUGUGAUGAAUACUUUACUGAAUUGUCCUAAUUUUGAAAUAAAACUAUGUGCAAUAAAAAUUCUUGCGAUAGUUGGGGAAAGGUACCUUAUUGCUAGAGAGAGGAUUGACUCUGAGAAUGUACUAAGUCAUCUGCAUCUAAAGAAAAAAGCACUUAAAUUGGCAUUAACACUACCGUCAUCCGUUUCCGACGAAACUGGAAACCAUGUGACGUUAGUGGAUCUUUAUACGACCAAGAAAUCAUAUCCUGAGAAAUGGUCCAAACUAAGGUUUAACUAUUUUAUUCCUGAAAAAGAUACUGAUGAUAAUGGCGUCACAAACUCUCAAACUUCUAUCUCAUCAAAUAUGAAAAAAUUCAUAUUGAGUACAGAAGAUCUCCAGAAUAAUUCAUUGCAACAACUAUUUAAUAAGGGUAUGAAAGUCUUACCCUGUGAGCAUUGGUAUGAUUUUUCACUCAAAGUGUCUGUUGCCAAGUCCUUCUGUAACAACUCAGAUGAAAAUGAAAAACUAAGGAACCUAAUAGUAAGGACCAAGUUUAAUACCGUUGCAUACAUUAACACAGUUUAUGCACCUCCGCAAGUUAGUUCGAAACUAUUCGAGGUUGACCCAUAUACAUUUAACAGCUUAUCAGACUUCAUAUCAUUAGCUGAACCUCGGAUCCCUUCAAAAUUACGUCUUGAUUGUCUUUUUGCAUUGGAAUGUAUAUCAAUAAAGCAUAUUUGGUGUUCUGAUAUAAUGAGAAACCUGGGUGGUAACCUAUCCCAUGGUACACUAUUCCAAAUUCUACGCCAAAUAUCAAAUUUGCUAAGAAGCGAUAGCGAUGAGAUUAACGAAGAAUAUAAUGUAAGAUUUUUUUAUCUAAUCUCUAAUCUUGCCGAUGUCCCGACUUUACACAAUUCUCUCUUAUCUGCGGGACUUAUUCCAUGCCUCCUGGAUACUAUUUCAAUUAAACACUCCAGGUAUAGACGUACAUUGGCUUCAGCUACGCAUUUGCUAGAAGUAUUUAUCAAUAAUGCAGAUUCCACAUCCGAAUUUAUUACAAAUGAUGGAUUUAAUGCGCUAAUUAAUUCAGUAAAUGAUGAAGUUAAUUUCGCCAUUGAAAAUCCGACAUAUGGAAAACCAUCGAAAUACAACCUAGAGGAGUAUACAAUAUCAUUCAGGCAACAAGCUUAUAUCCGAAGUCUGUUAAAACUAGUUAUGAAAUUGCUAAAAACAGACUCUGGGGACAGAAUAAGAAAUUUGAUUGACUCAUCAAUCUUAUUCUCUAUGAAAAAGAUCCUGGAAAAUAGUCAAAUAUUUAGCUACACAUUGGUCACUUACACUCUUGAUAUCAUCCAAAGGGUAAUAAAUAGUGAGCCAACGAUAUAUCCAGUAUUGGUAGAAGCAGAACUGAUUCCAUAUAUUUUUGAUAAUUUCGGCAGUUUUGUCGCACCAUCAGAUGACUUAUUGCUAAUACUCCCUGAUGUCAUAUCUGCAUUAUGCUUAAAUGUUGAAGGCUUAGAACAGGUAAAGGAAAAAAACUUCGUACGUUACUUGUUCGGUAUGAUUACAAACCCAAAGUAUGCAAAAUUACUUGCGUGGAACGAAGAAUCUUCUGACUACGGAACUGCUAUAGACGAGCUCUCUAGACAUUAUCCUGAUCUCAAAGAACAAAUAUUAAAUGCUUUUUGUGAUUUAAUUCGUAAUAUCCCCAAACAUCUGUCAUUUAGGCAACCUUUCCUCUACAGAUCUUCUAAUAAAGGUGCUAUGUUCUAUUAUUCGAAAGAUGAGACAGUUGUUGAUAAUGAAGAUAAUGAGAAAGAGCUAGAGUUUUGGGAUAUUCAAGAAAGUUCCUCCAUAAUGGAAUGUUUUUCUAGUGUAUUUUAUGGUAUGGGGCUGGAGAAUACAUCCUUGGAUAAAUUCACGCAAAAAAUGGAUAUCCAAGACUUGAUCCCAAUAUUGGAUAUAGAAAGGCCACCAUUUGAUUUUUCAGCCUCACAAGCAAUGCUUAAUAUAACAGACGCUUUACAGUUAUUUGAUGAACAGGAUAAAAAUUAUGCGUUUACUCCACUUCUCAUGUUAUUAGAGAAAAAACUAAAAAAUAUCGUGCUGUUUUUGCAAUACAAAGACUCAGAGAGCUUUUUUCUUUCUUCAACAAAAAAUGGUAAAGAUGAACAAUUACAUCACGUUGAUAAUAUUUUGGGUGAGUUAUCGGGCCUGACAUCUCUGUUAUACAUUAUUACAACAGUAUACUUAAAUUUUUCAUCUUUGUCACCUACACGGUUAUUACAGAUCACGGAUUAUUUUGAUGAAAAUGGAUUUAAAUUAAUCGAGUAUAUCGGCUUGUUAUUCAGGAGAUGCGCUAUGGAAGAAAUGUACAUACGUCAAUGCUUACCCGAUUCGGUAAACGAUGAAACAACACCUGGUGAUUUAUUCAAUCUGCCUCCAAUAAAGAUAUACGCUAAUGAUCCCAAGAAAAAUGAAGUUAAAGACAACAAAACGAGUACUAAAUUUAAGAACACUUACGAAACGAGAUUUUUACUUUCCAAAUUGCAGACUUAUUCAUCGAUGCUUUUCAGAUGUUUUCUAAGGUUAACACACACCCGUAAUACUGACAUUGAACUGAGCGACAAAAGUAUUGAAAUCAGGAUAUUCGAUAAUACGAUACAACAACUAAUAAACAUGCUCAAAAUUGGACUUACACGUGAAAAUGUAUCUUUUUAUUUGGUAUUACUUCAUUUCAAUACCUAUGUUAUGACCUACUCCAGGACAGCAGUGGCCAAUAAUGAUAUCCUUCAAACAUUACCUGCAGUAUUGUUUUAUCAAAAAGGAGGCUAUUACUUAUAUUCGAGUAUUGUUAUCAGAUUGUUUCAGUAUAACGAAAGCUCUAAAAUACCUAGCUCUGUUGACGAGAUGUAUUUUGUGAAAAAUACACCCGAAAUCUUAUCUGCAAGUUGCAUUAUCAAUGCUCUAAGCUUCAUCAACAGAUCUAUGAGAACGGAUAAUAUGGAGAGUGUUAAAAAUGCCGAAACAUAUUAUCCAUUUGUCGAAAAGAGGUACGACCUUGUUUCAACUCUCUCGUCGUAUGUCAAAAAAUUAGCCCUUGGGAUGAUAAUCGAAUUGAGUCACAAUUAUAAUAUCUUUAAUUUAUCUGGUAGAUCGAUACCUUACAAUAUCUAUAAGGGUCUUUUAACAAUAGUCUCAAAUAUUUUUACGUCUUCUGGUUCAGAUGAUAAAUGCGUACUACAUGAACUAAAAUGGGAACUAAUUCCUCCUUCAUUCAAAAAAAUUGAAGUUUUAAUGUCUGCAGGUUUAAAUAAAGAUGUUGCAAAGGCUUAUUUGGAAGAACACAAUGAUAUAUUUCCCACCGUGCGGGACCCAUCUACGUUCAAUGAAAACGAAUGGGAGAUAUUAAAACUCAAAAUAAAGCAGUACGAGUCCGAUACUACAAUCAAAAAUUCCAUUAUUAAAAAUAAUCCAGAUGAAACUACGCUUGAUCAAAUGCGAGAACAAUUUUACAAGAAUUAUUUCAAAGAAACCUUUUUUAACGUGCUUCCUUUUUAUCCAAAACUAAUAAAUUCCUUUGCACAAACUUUGUUGCAAAUUUUAGAUUGUAUAGGGCAACCGUUAAAGAUGACAGCUGAAAGUAUAUUUGAGAGAAUAAACAAAACAAAACUGGAAGAAAAAUCUACCCUAUCCUCGUUGAUUCAUAUAUUUGGGAUAAUCCUAAACGACAAAAAAAUAAUGGAACAUAGUUCUGAUCUCUUUAAGCAAUAUGUCUUUUUCAUUGAAACUAAUUUAAAGGCUGAACAUGUAAAUGCACAAUGGUAUUCCAAAGCUCUUUAUGCUUAUGAAGUUAUACUGGUAAAAUCCGAUUUACCAGUACCAGAAACAUUAAGAGAAGAUGUGAAAAUAAAGUACUAUUUACCUUCCCUACCUUUAUAUUACCAUAUCAAGGAUGACGUUAGACAGCGUAUAUUUAAUAACAUUAUUCGUGUGGGCGAAAUUACAAACUUUUAUUCUGCUGUUUCUCUAACAAGGGUAUUGCUGUUGUACGGAAAAUCAGAAAAUAAUGUCAAUGAUAUCAUAAAUUCGGGAAUAUUAGCCAAAUUAUUGAAAGUAAUUGGUAUAUACCAGAAGUACGAAAAAAUAAACUUUUUGGAAGCAGCGUAUUUACUCCUUGUAAGAAGAUGCUUCGAAUCUCCAAAUGUUAUCUCGAAGUUAAUAAACCAUGAAAUUGAAAAAAGCUUUACAACAAGAACAUUGGCAGCAAAAUCUGACAGAGAACGUGAAUUAAUAAGCCUAUUGGAAGAAAAGCCUCAAAUUAUUGCAAGAAACCCAAGAAUUUUUGUUGAGAAUUUAACUCGGACUACCCAUUUACUAGAUUAUGAUUCUGAAAAUACAUUAUGGGAUUUUACAUUGAAAAGAGAUUCUAUAAGCGAACUAAAAAUGCUUGAUUCGACUGAUGAGACCCAAAAAUUGGAAGACAUUUCUGGAAAGAGGAGUGGGAUAAUUCAUCUUCUACUGUCCCAACUAAUGGCAGCAUCUAAAAAGGAUUGGUUAUCAGAACCUGCCAAUAUUCCAUCAAAUUCGAAACAUGGGAUUGUAAAUCUAGAGAAACCUGAUCCAUCAAGGAAUCCGGUAUGUGCCUACAUGAUAUUUUUAUUGAAGCUAUUAGUAGAGCUUGUAGCAAGUUACAAACAAUGUAAAUACGAGUUCUUAACAUAUGAUAGACGCCACCUUUACACAGAGCAUCCAAAACCUAGAUCUACUUCGUUAAAUUUUUUCCUUUACCAAAUUUUAGAUAAUCCGAUAGUAGAUGACCACGAUAAACAUCAAGCUAAGAGAAGAGAAGUGAUCAGUAUGCUUGCAAGAUCCGUAAUCGUGGGAUUCAUUUCUUCUGUACGUGACGAAAAAAAUGAGAAGUUAGACCCCAAAAUUGUUGACCCAGAUAUGUCGUAUAUUAGAAAAUUCACUAUUGAGGUAAUCAUAAAGGCAUUGAGAUCUGUUACUGAAACAGAAAAAACACUAGAGGAAAAUGUGAGCAAAAUCGAGACAUGGUUUAAUAUUAUUUCUCUUAUGCUAUAUAUACAAGCACCAUAUCUGCGCCCAUUGGUAGAUUCUAAUAAAACAGAUGCAGACCGUUAUCAAAUAUGUAAGCUAAUGAUUGAGCUGAAUGUUCCUACCAUGAUUACUGACUGUAUGUCCGUUUUUGAUAUUAACUAUCCUUUCUGCAAAAAAUUAUUCAACAGCGGUGUUGAAGUAUUGAAUGCUAUUAACACAACGAGAAGUGAUUUUGAAAAUUUAUUUAGGGUAGAGAAUCACGAUGAGGAAGAUGAUGUCGAUGAAGAAACCGAUAAAGAGGAUGUAACAAAUAUGUUCAAAAACUCGUCAUUAGGAAUGUAUGAUGUUGAUGAUGUCGAAGAAGACGACGAAGACGAUGAAGACGAGCUUGGCAAUGACUCUUUAAUAGGAGAGGAUGAAGACAUUGCAUUUGUGGAUAAUGAUGGAAGUGGAUUUGAGGUUGUAUUCAGUGACGAUGACAUAGGCACGGAAGCAGGUGUGGAAUCCGAUUACUCAAACGCAGAUUCUGAUUAUCCCGUCCAAGAUGAAAUUGAUGGUGCCUCAUUAGGUUUUGAUAUCGGUGACCGGGGUAUUGAAAUUGACAUGGUUAGUUCAAAUGAUAGCUUUAGCGAAACAACAGAGUCAUCUCAGGAAGGAUCAUCUGCUUAUGGCAGUGAAGGUGAAAACGAAAGUGAGAUUGACGUAGUAAGUCUUAGUGACAGCGAUGACAUCAAUAUCGAUUUAAGUGAGUACAGUAUCGAAGAUUCAGACUGGGAAUCUGGUAUUUCCGAUCUGUCAUCAGUUAGUGAUAAUUCUAGUGAAUCUGAUGAUAGCGAUUUACAUGAGGUUAUCAGUAGAUCUACCAAUGGAAGAAGAGUUUGGACAUUUGGCGACGGUGCAGAACUAGAAGACGAAUCGGACACCGAAUCGCGUGGAGUUUUCCAAGGCAUUGAGCAUACAUUUAAUCCAGAUACACAAAAUCUCUUUAGAAUAAACGAUGCAAUGGAUCUUGGUAGUAGACAUCAUAGAUCAUCGCGCAGAAAUCCACGUGCCCCAAUGAUUCCACCUUCAUUGACAUUAUUGAAUGGAAACAGGCGAAAUCAGAGUAACUUGAUUAACCCGUUGAGUCCCUCCGGUCUAGAACAAGUAGAAUCGGAAAUUACCGAACAACUCUCUAGUAUCCGGUCUGGAGUUCGUCGGAGGACUAGUAGAACUCAUUUUGCCGAUGUCUUACUUUCUGGUGAGUUGUAUAAUGAUAAUGCUGUUGAAGGAAUUGUUUUAAAAUCCUCGAUAUUUAGAUGGAGGGAUGCGUAUGAUAUGUUUUACGAUUCAAAAAACUAUGGGUUGUACCUUAUUAGUAAUAUUCUGAAUAAUAUUUAUUCCAAAAGUCUCGAUCUAAAUAUGCGGUUGACGAAGGAGAGAAAGCAAAAAGAGCAGGAAACUGCUGAUACGCACAAUACUUCUACAGAAGAUGAAAGUGAUUUGCAUGAUUAUUCGUCCGGUGAUGACCAUAUCAAUGGGGCUGGGGAUAUUUCUAUAAUUGAACACCGUUAUCACGCUAACUCACACAUAGAUAUAGAAGGAAAUAUUAUCGACCAUGAGCCAAUCUACGUUACAAUUGAUGGCGCUUCAGUAGAUAUCGGCGGUACCGAUAUAGAUCCUGAGUUCUUUAAUGCUCUUCCAGAUGAUAUGAGGUCCGAAGUUUUUGCCCAACAUGUGGGACAGAGAAGGGCAGAAUUAAUCAAUGAUGGCGAUAACAAUACCCAGCAUAAUAGAGAAAUAGAUCCUAACUUCUUGGAGGCAUUACCUCAGACACUGCGUAAUACUAUUGUAAACCAAGAAGAUAUCGCAUCAGAAGAAUUACAUCACACAAAUCGACCAGCCUCUUCAAAUCAUAGGGACAGCAACGAAGCAACUAGCCGUCAUAAUAUUACGUCUGUCGAAAGCAAUACCAAUGCCAAUCAUAUAAUGCCUGAAUAUGUCGGUGAUAGUUUGGGCCAAAAUGAAGAAGAAUCAAGCAAGAAAAAACACAAUCGAAUUUAUUUUGAUAAUCUAUUGGAUCGGACAGGUAUUGCAGCAUUAAUGAAAACAAUAUUCAUACCCCAGCCAUAUAUCAAGCGAGAAAUGUACCAUGAAUUAUUUUCUCGUCUUUGUUUGAGCAAACAAAACAGGAGCGAUAUUAUUAAUCUCUUAUUAUUAAUUUUAACUGAAGGUACCUGUGAUCAAGCGUCUUUGGAAAAAAUGUAUAAUGUUAUUAAUUCCCGUGGUAACCGUUAUACCAAACCCCAAUGUAAUUCUCAACGUCAACUUCCUCCUGAUUGUACACCUUUAGUUGUCACUAAUCAAACUAUUGAGAUAUUACAGAAUUUAAUUGAUUCGGAUAACCGCUUGAAAUUUUUCUUUAUUACAGAACAUGACAAUUUAAUGAUAAACAAAACUUUAAUGAAAUCCAAAAAAGAGAAUUCAGUGAAAAAUGAAAGAUGGCCAAUUAAAUAUCUCGUUGACUUACUAGAUAGAAAAUUAAUAACAGAUGAAACAGUACUAAUGGAUUUACUUACAAAUAUUUUACAAACAUGUACGAAGCCCUUAUUAGCGAUGGUAAAGAAUUCAAAACAAAAUCCAACUAAGAAAAAGUUCCAGACCCCAGAUUUUGAUAAGGAUGACUUUGAAAAGAUUGUGUCCAUUAUAAACCUAGAUAGUUGUAAUACAAAAGUGUUUCAACAAACUUUAAAUACCAUAUAUCAUUUAUCAUUUAUUGAUAAUGGGUUGAUGUAUUUCACUGAAAGACUUGUAAACAAUGCCAAAUCUACUGCCAAUAAUCUAUUUUAUGAUCUUACACAGCUUUCUAAGAUAACAUCAAAAGGAGUUAACGAACCUGAUACUGGUAGCGAAUUAGUUCAGAAAAUAAUAGUCCCUAGUUCUGAUCAGGCUAAGCUAUUAAAGAUUCUGACAGCAGUUGAUUACUUAUACAACCAUAAAAGAUGGGAUGAUGAUCCAAACAUGGAAAAGCUUUCUGAUAUUUACAACAAGAUGGAACUAGGUAAAAUUUGGGGUUCACUGAGUAAGUGUUUAUCAGAGUUUGAAGAAAGAAAAGACUUAAGUACAUCAGCUACAAUUUUAUUACCUGCUAUUGAAUCAUUGAUGGUCGUCUGUAAGCAUUCUGAUAUGACAAAUACUAGUAAUCAGCUGAAGAAGAUUGAGGAAGAUGAGUUGGAUUUUUCCAAGAUUAAUGUUGAAAAUCUAUUCUUUCCCUUCACGGACACUCAUAAGAAACUCUUAAAUCAUAUGAUUCGUUCAAACCCAAAAUUAAUGAGUGGCCCAUUUUCAUUACUGGUUAGAAAUCCAAAAAUUUUGGAUUUUGAUAAUAAAAGAUAUUAUUUCAUAGCAAAAUUGAACAUUGAUGACAAGACGGCUCCAAAAUUACCUGUGAGUGUUAGGAGGGAACAAGUGUUCUUAGACUCAUAUCGUUCAUUAUUUUUCAAAAAUAAUAAUGAGAUUAAAGAUUCCAAACUAGAAAUUACAUUCAAGGGAGAAAGUGGUGUUGAUGCAGGUGGUUUAACAAGGGAAUGGUAUCAAGUUCUCUCUAGACAGAUGUUUAAUCCUGACUAUGCGUUGUUCUUACCUAUUGCUUCAGACAAAACAACAUUCCAUCCGAAUAGAAGCUCAGGGAUAAAUCCGGAGCAUUUAUCAUUUUUUAAGUUUAUUGGUAUGAUUAUUGGAAAAUCAAUUAGAGAUCAAUGCUAUUUGGAUUGCCAUUUUAGUAGGGAAGUUUAUAAAAAUAUCCUUGGGAAACCUGUAUCAUUGAAAGAUAUGGAAUCGAUUGACCCGGAUUAUUAUAAAUCUUUGGUUUGGAUCUUGGAAAACGAUAUAACAGAUAUUAUUGAGGAGACGUACUCUUUGGAAACAGACGACUAUGGUGAACAUAAAAUAAUUGAUUUAGUCGAAAAUGGUAGAAAUAUACCAGUUACUAAUGAUGAUAAACAAACCUAUGUUCAAAAAAUUAUCGAUUAUAAAUUGCACAAGUCAGUUCAAGAACAAAUGGACAACUUUUUGUUGGGUUUCUACGCCUUAAUCCCCAAAAAUCUGAUUUCCAUUUUUGAUGAACAAGAAAUUGAGUUAUUAAUAAAUGGGUUACCAGAUAUUGAUGUGGAUGAUUGGAAGAAUAACACCAACUACGUUAAUUUUACUGCAAAUAGUAAAGAGGUGAGCUACUUCUGGAGAGCAGUUAGAUCAUUUGACUCAGAGGAGCGUGCUAAGUUAUUACAAUUUGUUACUGGUACCAGUAAGGUACCACUAAACGGAUUUAAAGCAUUGAGUGGGGUAGGCGGUGUAUGCAAGUUCUCAAUUCAUAGAGAUUACGGAUCAACUGAAAGAUUGCCCUCCUCGCAUACUUGUUUCAACCAACUAAUUUUACCUGCUUAUAACUCAUACGAUAUGCUACGUCGUUUACUCCUUCAUGCUAUUACCGAAGGUUCUGAAGGGUUCGGAUUGGCAUAG
Maudiozyma saulgeensis is the source of this 9900-nucleotide messenger RNA. The record is from the annotation of a GenBank genome assembly. Lineage: Eukaryota; Fungi; Ascomycota; Saccharomycetes; Saccharomycetales; Saccharomycetaceae.